Molecule: messenger RNA, 868 nt
Organism: Camelina sativa (false flax)
Lineage: Eukaryota; Viridiplantae; Streptophyta; Magnoliopsida; Brassicales; Brassicaceae
Source: RefSeq, a predicted model, not a curated record
UAAUCAAAUAGCUAGCUAGUACUGAUUGAGCUGUGUGUGUAUGUAUGAAUAUUAAGAAAGAGAGACAGAGAAAGUGUAAAUAUGGGGAAGUUCAUGAGAAGGGGUUGGGUAGUGGCGUGUGUGAUGGUGUUACUGAUGUCGACUCAAGGUUUGGGGAAAAUAUCUAGUACAGAUGGUCAUGGCAGUGGCAAAAACCGACGUCAUCAACAGGGUGAUAGUGCUGGGGAUGGUAUAGGAGUUCGAGGAGAAGAUGCUGGUGAUGGUAUAGGAGUUGGAGGUGGUGCUAGCGAUGACAUUGGAGUUGGACGUGAAAUUAGCGGAGGAGGUGGUACAGGCGGUAAUGGUGGUGACGGAGGUUCAGGUGGUGGAAGUGGAGGUGGUGGGGAAGGAGGAGCUGGCGGCGGAGGAGGUCAAGGCGGCAGUGCUGGUGGUAAUGGAGGCAAUGGUGGUGGAGGAGAUCGUGGCGGUGCAGGUGGCCGUGGAGGUGGACGUGGUGGCGGUGGUGGCGGUGAAGGUGGAGAGGGAGGUGUAGGUGGUGGUGGCGGUGGCGGUGGGGGAGGACGCCGUGGUGGACAUGGUCGUGUUGGAGCUAAUGGUAGCGUAGGAGCCGGAGGAAGAACCGGUAGAAGUGGAGGUAACAACGUUGGCGGAGGAAGACGUGGUGGUGGAGUUGGUGGUGGCGGUAGCGUUAGGAACCGACAACACUAAAUCGGAAACUGCAGUGGCCGUUAACAAAUAAUAAUAUAGCAAGCACUCACGUUGCAUGCAUGCAUGCUUAGCUUAUUGCUAUCUACUUAUCUUGUUCUCGUAGUACGAGUGUAUAAUAAAUUAAUAUGAAUAAUGAAUAAAACUUCUCUUACGAAUUAAA